CACACACACACACACACACGCACACACUCACACUCUGCCCUGCCCCCUGAAGAACACAGGCAGGGGGUGGGUGUGUGUGGGUGGGUUUCCCCAACUAUUUAAACAGAUUCCAGCAGAUGGUCCAGAAACUUUCCUCCUGGAGUCACGUCCUUCACAACAGACCUGACUACUUCUUCUUCACUUCUCUCCCCCUCCCCUCUCUUUCGUGACCAUCUAAAAACGACUUUCAGAGAGCCAGACUGAAAUCUUUUUCCAGACCCCUGAACCUUUCCUCUGUUGUCUGAGCUCCCCAAACGCUAGACUUUGUCCAUCUCUCUUCGUUGUCUUUGGACCCAGGAACUUAUUUUUUUCCUCUCCUCUGCGAGGACGGUGGAGCAAACCAUGCCCUCCGACUUUCUAACACCUUUCCUGGAACUGGAUGAGGAGUUCUGCAAGAAUUUCCGCGGCCUGGAGACGACAGAUGGCUCGUCUGCCGUCUCACAGCAGCAACGGCAGCAGCACAGUCAAAGAGUCCUGGGCUUCCAGCGUCGCCAUUCUCUCUGCCCCGUGACCCUCCCCAACUCCAAGUUCAACAACAGCAGCAGCAGCAGCAGCAGCAGCAGCAGCUCUGAGGUGACCGAGUCAGCCUGCUGGGGGCUGAACAUGACCUCCACCCAGCAGUGGAGCAGGGAGAGUCAGCUACCCCGUUCCUCUCUGAGCCACAUCCCCUUCAGGGUGGACCGCUCAAUCAGCAUGAUCGAGGGCAACGGCAGCAGCUUCGCAGGAAGCAGAGAGGACAAAAUGACUAACAUGUCCCCAACAGUGCUGCUCCCUCCACCAGGCCUCUGCAUCAGCAACACCUCUAUCUCCUCCACUGCUUCCGCCUCCAGACCCCCAGCCCCAUCGCCUCACAUUUCCACUCGCUACAAGACCGAACUCUGCCGCACCUAUGAGGAAAGUGGGACCUGCAAGUACGGCGCCAAGUGCCAGUUUGCCCACGGCAUGGACGAGCUGAGAGGCCUCAGCAGGCACCCCAAGUAUAAGACCGAGCCUUGUCGCACUUUCCACACGAUAGGCUUCUGCCCGUACGGUGCCCGCUGCCACUUCAUCCACAACGCUGAUGAGCUCCAAGCCGGCAACGCCAAUGCCGCCGUACCUCCACAGAAACAGAAGUUGAGGCCUCCUUUGCUGCGUCACAGCUUUAGCUUUGCAGGCUUCUCCUCUCCACAGACUUUCCAACCAGUUGAGGAGCCACAGCCUUCCUCCCUCCUCUUCACCCGAGCCUCCUCUGUCUCCCCUCCUCCAUCCUCCACAGGGAGCCCAGAACUCCUCUCACCUCUCUUUCCUGAGCCGGGAGCGCUGAAGCAUUGCCCCUACCCCUUCUCUAGCAUCACCGACCUGGCGGGCGACAGCGGUGAUUCAGCUCUGCGCUUCUACGCCGUGACCGAUUCCAUCAGUGCCAAGUGUCCCACCUCAAAUUUCGCCUCCAAAAACCCAAACCUCCCUUACCACCACCUCCCCCAGCAGCUGCCUGUCUCUCUGAGCAGCCUCCCCGGCCUUCAGCGCUGCUCCUCAGCUGACUCCCUCUCUGAGGAAGGCUACACUUCUUCCUGCUCCCUCAGCUCUUCCUCCAGCGGCACAGAGUCACCAAGCUUCGAGGGUCGACGUCUGCCCAUCUUUAGCCGCCUGUCUGUUUCAGACGAGUAGGGAAGGGUUUUACUGUGGAGCUGAAUUUAAUCAGGGAUAGAUGGUCUAUUUGUUUUAACUCAUUGUGACCAGGAUCUAAAUAAAGCACAAACUCCAUUGUUAAAACUAGUUCAGAUACAGGUCACACAGAGUUAAAACAUUGGGUUUUUCACUUCCUCCCUGAAUGCAACGUACCUAACUUUGUGCAUAUUGCAUUUCUCAUCCAAGCAGUUGUAGCGCUGCUCAGUGUUCGUCCAGUUUUAGCUGACUUCUCCUUUUGUUUGUGGUUUUAUUGUUAUUUUUGUAAGUUUGUUCUUUUAUAUCAUUGUUACUGCUGUAUACUGUUGUAUACCCAUUUUUUAGAGAAUACUUGGAGGGUAUUUCACGUAGCUCAGCACUCGUCCUCGUGCUGUUCCUGCUCAAUUGGAAGUUCUGUGUGAGAAUUUCCUGUACCCUGAUUUAAAAAGGAUUUAAAGAUAAGUGCUGUUUGGGCCCAUGUAAGACCGGUGUGCUAUCCACUUUUUUUUUUAACACAGCAAUGUUGUUUGUCACAGAUCUUAUUUCUUAUUUUACUCCUUACAAACAGUUUCCGAGAUGCAGCACUUCUCCAGUCGUACCAAGGGCUCUCCAACUGUAUGAAGCCAUCCUCUUGUCCAUGAGUAUGAGGGCUCAAUGAUUAUGCUGUCAAUAUGCUGAUUGAUGAAUUGAUUGGUUGUAUGGCUGUGGCCACUUGACUGUAGUUGUCAGCCAUUUUAACUACCUGGCAAAGAUUCAGCUAAACUGCCUUAGCCGCAAAAAACUAGCACAAAUGUAGGCAACCCACUGACUCUCUCUAGUUACCAAAGCUGAUGUUAUAGUUCCUCUAACCUGCUACUGUUAACACCUAGCCUAGCCUUUAGCCAUGACAGUUAAUACAAGCUGUCAUUGUUAUUAUUGCUUAACACUUUUUUAAAGACUUAUUUAUCGCUUUAUGUAUGAUUUGCUGUUUCUGUCAGAGUUUGCUUUGUGAUUGUGUUAAUGCAUUAUUUUUUUUUUUCUUUACGAUGCCGGAGAAAUUAUGCUUUACUUAUGCAUCCAUGUUGUCCAUCU
This is a messenger RNA of Seriola dumerili (greater amberjack), 2754 nucleotides long. RefSeq names its product mRNA decay activator protein ZFP36L1-like. Gene Ontology annotation, molecular function: mRNA binding; metal ion binding. Lineage: Eukaryota; Metazoa; Chordata; Actinopteri; Carangiformes; Carangidae. The coding region runs from base 382 to 1686 and encodes 434 amino acids. The record is from RefSeq and is a predicted model, not a curated record. The transcript has 2 exons.